Molecule: messenger RNA, 1017 nt
Organism: Impatiens glandulifera
Lineage: Eukaryota; Viridiplantae; Streptophyta; Magnoliopsida; Ericales; Balsaminaceae
Product: putative RING-H2 finger protein ATL21B
Exons: 3
Coding region: 1-1017 (338 amino acids)
Molecular function (GO): polysaccharide binding
Source: RefSeq, a predicted model, not a curated record
AUGGCCUUCUUCAAUCUCUUCAUCUCUUUGUUUGUUUUCAAUGUCACCAUUCUCAUCCUUCCUAUUUAUGCGAAAAAAUCGUGCAAAUCUUCUAAUUGCAUCAAUGAUAGUCUUCAAAUAAGAUUUCCAUUCUUACUAAAAGGUCAACAAGAUGAAAAUUGUGGCUAUCCCGGUUUCAAUCUAACUUGUAAUAUCCAGGGAUUACCCGCAAUAGACCUUCCAUUCUCAGGUUCUCCUUUUAUGGGUAACUACUUCAAUAGUAAGGAAUAUUUUUUAAAAAGCUGUCCACUAGGAUUCAACUCUUCUUUGUCAUAUAUUGUCAAUUGCCUAAGCAAUUCCACAAACACUAUCAUUGUUGUUAAAGCCGAGUAUGCUAAAUCUUACAUUUUUGGAAGUUGUGUGGAAAUUACUGUAUUUUAUGUUCCAUUCCCUGGAGAAUACCGGUUUCAAAGUUACAACUACAAGUUUGAUUAUUUGCUGCUAACAUGGAAUAAACCGCGAUGUGGGUAUUGUGAAAUGGAUGGUGGCGUUUGUGGGCUUACGAGUAAUGUCGGAAGCCAAGAUGUCGAAUGCUUCUAUCCAAAACCGGUUUCUCAUGUAUUGAAGAUUCUUUUGAUGUCAUUUAGCAUUCCAGCUAUUAUAGUUUUUGUGGUGUUGGCUUGUUAUAAAUUUCAUAACAAUUCACAAAACAUUAACAAUUCGGUACAUAUAAGAUUGGAUUCAAUCACAACGCCUCCACAUUUCUCUACAACAACCGGAGGAGGUUUAGACGAUUCCACCAUUGAAUCAUAUCCCAUUGUCAUAAUCGGAGAAAGUAAUGUCAGCCCGGGACUCAACAACAAGACAUGCUCAAUUUGUUUGUCCGAGUUUCUUGCGAAAGAGACAGUCCGGUUCAUACCUAAUUGCACACAUUGUUUCCAUUCGGAUUGUAUUGAUAAAUGGCUUCGCCUCAACCAUUCAUGUCCGGUUUGUAGGACUUCACUAACCCAUGUUGAUGUCCCCUCUAUUAAUGUCUAA